UGUCUGAGUCUGGCAGCACCGUAUGCGCGCUUGGUGAUCUCCCACGAAGUCUGUUGAACCGCAGGGUGUUCGGGCCGGUGCCUAUCCAAAGGCAAGGACUCGUUCUUUUGCUCGGUCUCUUGAGCGAUAUAAGUGACGCGUAAAUUGGCAGUGCUCUUUCUAGAUUAUAAACGUGGUGUAUUCUACUUUGAAGAGAGCUUGUCCCUGCCUUCUGAAAGACAAUGGAGAUGCCAACAAUGGGGGAAGGCACAUUGCUGCUGAAUGACCGCGACAAGGAUGCGCAACGUUGGAAUGAGAAGUACCUCAUAAAUUGCUGCUGUUGCACAUCCGUGAGACGGUGGUCCUCUAUACCAUGCUCGGAACGGGGGUGCCACAUUUUGUCGACACUAGCCAACAUUGCUUCUCUGAUCAUCACCUGUGUGGACUUGUCUCAAUUUCCUCAUGACUCAGACGACUUCAUAUUAGGGUGGGCGAUCUUCUUCACAACAGGUGUGUGCAUCUUCUACAUUCUCUACGGUGUUAUUAUGAAGGCACAUCUUCCAUCCUACAUUGCCUACUCAGUGAACUUGAUUAUCUUGCUUAUUUACUCCGCCGUCAGCUACAACUACAACAAGACUGAUCUCGAGGACCUGGCUCGUCUAGGAAUUGUGGCCAGCUUGUGCGUUGUGCCCUUAGUUAGCCUGGCUUCGGCUAUGUGGAAGCAUGCAGCGUGGCGGAAAGUCGCCUUUCACCAGAGUUGCGACCCAGAAGAUCAGCGCAUGCUAAACAGUCGCACUUUAUGACAAAGUCUCGCCUACGUUAAUGUGCAAUACCAG
Molecule: messenger RNA, 815 nt
Organism: Ornithodoros turicata
Lineage: Eukaryota; Metazoa; Arthropoda; Arachnida; Ixodida; Argasidae
Exons: 5
Coding region: 222-782 (186 amino acids)
Source: RefSeq, a predicted model, not a curated record